AUGCUUGUGAAGCGUUUGAUAUGUUCCAGUACAAAGGCGUUCAAUCGCUUCCAGCGAAUACCGUAUUGUAAUCAAAACACCAAUUCCUUAAACUACAAUGUUACCCCGCUUAGUGGAAUGCCUUUUGGGCGAAGUUUUAGCACUGAUGUAAAUCAUCCACCCGAUGACGGACAAAAGCCGGUAACAGUAUCGUUGUACCAGAUGAAGAAAACAAUCAAAGCUUCCAGUGCGAUACUGGGCGAAAGUGUUGAAGGUCCUACCUGCAUUCAAACCGUUUGUCCUGUGUGCCAUAUCGUACCGGGUGUGGAAGGAAAGGAAGCCACCGAUACGGCCCGGAAGAAGAUAUUCGUGAACAAAACGACGGGCAAUUUCACCUGUUCUUCAUGUCAGUAUCUUGGCCGAUGGGAUCACAUCGAGAAGUUUUUCCCGCCGUACAGUCGUGUGCCGAAAACGGUACAAGAACUGCGGAAACUAAGGGAUGCGUUUUUGGAGCUGAAGAAAGAGCACAUGGGAGCGGUACAUACAGUUCCGGAGGAUGCAGUAGCGCUGGAAUCGUUCGAUAGCGCUCGAGAAGUGAUACGUUGUCUGCAGUUGGAGAACAUUAUUCCUGAGGCACUGGUUAAUGUGAGGGCUUGUUGGCAGCGGCAAAAGCAAGAACUCUUCAUACCGAUGGUAGACGUUGAAAGUCGUACAAUUGGUUAUAAGAAGCUACUCGUUGGACCGGAUGGAGAAGUUGUUGAACGUACUGUACCCGAAACGAAUGCAAGCGGUCUCAUUUACCUAAGAUGUUCCCCGUCCAACACGGCAACAAAAGCCAAAGACCAAAGCCAAACCAAUGCCAUACUCGUACUUAAUGUGCUUAAUCUACUCGCCCUAGGCAGUGUGAAGCUCAAUGCCACGGCCGUCUGUCUUCCUCAUGGACUGAAAACACUACCUCAACAGUGUUUGCCCGGGAUGGAUCGUUUCCAGCGACUUACGCUAUGGUUCAACUACGACACAGCCGGCUGGGAUACGGCUCGUAACUUUGCCAAGAAGCUCGACGAACGGAGGUGUCUUUUUGUGCGCCCAACGGACCAACAUCCUACCCCGUACAAAGCGUUGCUGGAAGAAACAACCGAACCGAAGGCAAUCUUAGCGAAAGCACAACCCAUCCUGCAUCAAUCCAUCACCACGUUCCGAGCUCUGCGCCAAGAUGUGUUGAGCGAUUUGCAGAACAUUGACAAAGUGCAGGGAGUUAAAUGGAAACGUUAUCCUACACUGAACAAACUGCUUAAAGGCCACCGCAAGGGUGAGCUAACCGUACUGACCGGACCAACGGGAUGUGGCAAAACCACCUUCAUGUCGGACUAUUCGCUCGAUCUGGCACAGCAGGGUGUUUCUACACUGUGGGGAUCGUUCGAGAUACGAAAUACGAGGCUCGCGGUAACACUGCUCCGACAGAUGGUGGGCCGUCCACUCGAUGAGAAUUUGGCGAAUUUUGAGCAAUGGGCAGAUGCGUUCGAACGUUUACCGAUUUACUUUAUGACCUUUCAUGGGCAGCAACCGAUCAAGAUUGUUAUGGAAGCGAUCGAGCAUGCACAGUACGUGCACGACAUCCAGCACGUUAUCAUCGACAAUCUGCAGUUCAUGAUGGGUAUGCUGGACGAAACGAAGCAUCUGGAUCGGUACUGGAAGCAGGACGCAAUUAUAGCCGCGUUCCGCACGUUUGCCACCAAGCGCAAUUGUCACGUGACGCUGGUGAUUCAUCCGCGCAAGGAACGGGACACGGACGAGCUGACGACGAGUUCCAUAUUUGGCGGGGCGAAAGCUUCCCAGGAGGCGGACAAUGUGUUGAUCAUACAGGACAAACGGUUAACGUCGGUAAGAGGCAAGAAGUAUUUGCAGAUAGCGAAGAACCGAUACAGCGGUGAUCUUGGGAUAAUGCCGCUCGAUUUCGAUAAGGCAAGUCUUAGCUAUGCUCAGCGAAAGAAGAAACCGGAAGGAGGUGAUGACGGAGGUGGACCGACCGAAGGCACAGAAGUAGUCGCUGGCGUACCGAUUGAUCGGACGGUUAGGCGAGCGUUCUAG
Messenger RNA from Anopheles maculipalpis, 2067 nucleotides. It is a transcript of the gene mtDNA-helicase, whose product is annotated as mitochondrial DNA helicase. Lineage: Eukaryota; Metazoa; Arthropoda; Insecta; Diptera; Culicidae. Gene Ontology annotation, biological process: mitochondrial DNA replication. The transcript has 3 exons. Gene Ontology annotation, cellular component: mitochondrion. The record is from RefSeq and is a predicted model, not a curated record. Bases 1 to 2067 code for a protein of 688 amino acids. Gene Ontology annotation, molecular function: 5'-3' DNA helicase activity; ATP binding; single-stranded DNA binding.